AUGGCGUCUGGAGACCCCAUGAUGAACGGCGACAUCUCUCGCUCUCCCAGCCAGUCUGGCACGCUGGAGGAAACCCUUCAGCAGAUGAACAUCCUCAUCCAGGAGAACCGAGACCUGAAAGAGGCCCUGCGUCAGACCAACCUGUCGAUGAAGGAGCGUUUCGAGGGUCUGUCUGUGUGGCGGCAGAAGCAGAGGGAGGAGCGGGACUUCCUGGAGAGCAGGCUGGAGGAGGCUCGGGGCCGAAUGGAGGCGCUGACCAUCCAAAACCAGGAGCUGACCAAGAGGAUAGAGGAGGGGAAGACAGGGGGAGGCUUGCUGGCGACGUCACUCAAUCACAGUGCAGAGCUGGAUGCCCUUCGUGCCCAGGUUGCUCGCCUGCAGGCAGAGAAGAAUGACCUGGUGGCCAUGAACUCUGAGCUGCAGCUGAAGGCGGACCAGGACUCAAACAAUGACUCUUUCAUCGAGGUCAUCAGGGUCUCGGAUGGAGGCGUCGCUGGUGUGAAUGAUGUGUGUGGUACAGAGCGCAGCAGACGUCCAGAACUGAGCAUGACGGCGUCCCGGAUGGACAGUGAGGAGAUGACCGUCAGCCAGCUCCUCCAGUCACUGAGGAAUGAGACGCAGCGGGCCGAGCGGCUGCAGGCUGAUCUGCAGUCUUCUGCUGCCAGAAUAAGAGAGCUGGAGGAGAGGAAGAGUAAUGUAGAUGUAUCGACACAGACCACACAAGAAGAGACUACAGAGCCCAAAGAGGACUGUGGGCAAGAGGCAGCAUCUGAGGUGGAGAAUCUGAAGUCUCAGAUGAUGACGCUGUUCAAAGAACUGCAGCAGGCUCAGAGCAAGCUGGAUGAAGCAGAAGGCAUGAAGAAGAACCUGCAGGACAGAUGUCGGGAUGUGGAGCAGGACGUGGCCACCCUGAAGGCCCAGCUGGUGGAAAAGCAGGCCGUUCAGUCGGAGAAUGACCGGCUGAAGCUGCAGGUGGACAGCAUGCAGGCCCAGAGCCAGAUGGAGCAGAGGAAAGCUGGGGAGGAGAGGAGCAACCUGGCCCAGCUGAAGGAUGCCUACACCAAGCUGUUUGAAGACUACAAUGAACUCAAAGAGGAGAAGAAGAAGAGAGAGUCUCAGCUGGUGCAGAAGGAGGUGGUGGACCAGCUGCAGGAGCGGCUGACUGCUGCUGAAGAGGCCCUGGCUAAAAAGCAGGAUCACAUUGAUCACAUGAAGCAGGAGAUCUUCCAGAAGGAGAAGGAGCUGGAGACCAUAUCUGUGUUCCAGGCUCAGGCUGAAGUUUACUCCUCAGACUUUUACGCAGAGCGAGCAGCGAGGGAGAAGCUCCAUGAGGAGAGGGAGCGUCUGGCUGCUCAGCUGGAGUAUGUGAAGAAGCAGAACAGCCAGCUGCAGGAGGAGAUGGAGUCACUCGGCAGGCGGUCACUGAACGAGAUGCAGAGGAGACAUGUGUCACUGGGAGGAAAUCCACUAGGAGCUGGUGCUGCUCUGGUUGGAAGAAGUACAGACUGGCAGGGGGGAAAUAUUCCCGAACACGCGUGUCCAAAGUGCAACGAGAUCCUGCCAGACCUGGACUCUCUGCAGAUCCACAUCAUGGACUGCAUCAACUAGACCUCCAUCUUUACAAGCACCCACAGCAACAGCGGCUACAUUAGCACCUUAAUCUGAGUCUUCCUCUGCUUUUACCUGUACCUCUUCUCGGAUCCCUGAGAAAACCUGCCAUAGUUCCAUGAUCAACUCAGUAACACUCAUUCUAGGACGGGAACACCUUGCUUUUGGUAGAAUUGAAGUAGCAGGAUUUAAAAAUGUAUUGAAGGUACUUCUAAAAACUACUGGCCGUGUCUAGUUUGUGAAAUUUGAGGAUGAAGAUUUAGAAUGGAACAAAGUGUUGUGGGGCGUCAUCUGGCACAUAGUCUGUUUGUCACUGUAACAACUGAAAGGAAAAGAGAAAGUGCUCGAACCCUUUGAUAAGUUGGUGCUUUCUGCCUGUCAUGCACACAUUCAUUAAGUACGUUCAGCAUUUACAAGUCAAGUUUGUUUACCAAGUAUUUGGUUGCUGAAUGCUUUAUUUUUUGAAGGUUUUCUCGUCAAAUUAAAAUGAGAUUCUUUCUAUAUUUUUAGCUUGGAAAGGGUAUUUUAGCUCAUGACUGUGUUGGUGGGAGCAUGCACCACGUAGGCACUUUAAUAUGAAGAGAAAUAUUUUAUUUUGACUCUGCAGAUGACACCUGGUAAUCAGAACGUAAUAUAUUUAACUUGUUAAUCAACCUAUCACUAUAUAUGACACCCGCUGAUUCUGUAGUGUGUACAUUAUAAAGGUCCUUUGAUUCCAUGCAGUACCUCUGUGAAUGGAAAUAAAAUAAUCUGCAAAUUUCUGUAUGUCUUUAGACAUACUGUGAUAUAAGAAAA
Messenger RNA from Epinephelus lanceolatus (giant grouper), 2403 nucleotides. The record is from RefSeq and is a predicted model, not a curated record. Lineage: Eukaryota; Metazoa; Chordata; Actinopteri; Perciformes; Serranidae.